Molecule: messenger RNA, 3277 nt
Organism: Tuber aestivum (summer truffle)
Lineage: Eukaryota; Fungi; Ascomycota; Pezizomycetes; Pezizales; Tuberaceae
Source: the annotation of a GenBank genome assembly
GUGUGUGUUGCACAACGUGCUACGCCCUCGAUACCAGCUGCAUUGCAAGUAACUCAAUCUCCCUUGCCCCCCCCCCUCAUUAAAGGAGAACGUACCCUACGACACUUUGCUCGCCCCGCUGUUCAACCCACUUGUCUAUUCCAACAAUCUUUCUUUUCUUUUUUUCCCUUUUCCCUUCCUUCGGUCUCCGCCUUCUGGUGAUCUACACGGAUAAAUAUCUCCGCACCUAAGCUAAUACUUUAUCUUAGUAUCCCACCCCCCCUCAUCCAGGAGCUUCUCUCCUCGAGCGAAUUAUCGGCAGCCAUGAGUAGCAAUCAAGAUCGAGACCGCGGUGCUUCCCCGAAUAGCAAUUAUCCCACUACUCCUGGUACCGCGUACCAGCAACCUUAUGGAGGGCAGCCGCCGCAGCAAGGAGGUUACUUCCCACAACAACAGCAGCAGUUCGGUAAUGCCCCGUUCAACAAUCCGCAGUAUCCUCCCCAACAGCAGCAGUAUCAGCAAUUUCAGACCCAGCAGCUUUAUCAGCAGCAAGGACAGGGCUAUGAUGCAAACGGGCUCGCACACCAGCUGCAAAAUCAGCAUUUGAGCGCACGCCAGGGCAAUCAGAACAAUCCGCCGGGUUCUCCACAGGGGCAGCGACCACGCACGGCGGGUUCUUUGCAAGCUUCCGGGAGCCUGAAAGAUGAUUACGUUGUUUUUCCCCGAGAUGAUAGCACUUUCAGUUCGUCUACGAGGGAGAGAGCCAAAGCACUCAAGGUCAAGGUGGAACUUCACUACAAUCAAAGUGUUGCAUAUGCCGUAGAGAGAAAUCAGAGGUGAGGCUCAAACAUUUUUCGGCAUAGCAGAUCCGGAGGUUGCAUUGAUCGUGCUUAACCAUCACUUGAAUAUCUUGUACUGACGAUUGCGAUCUACUUUUUGCAGACGUGUUGAGCUUGAGCAGGAUAUCCUGAGUGAAGGCAAGAUGUCCGAAGAACGAAAAAAACGUCGUCGUCAACAACUCGGGAAACAGGAGUCAUCAUUCCUACGGCUCCGGCGAAUGCGCCUUCAUGCCGAUGAUUUUGUAACUGUCAAGGUUAUUGGCAAGGGUGCAUUUGGCGAAGUUCGUCUGGUCCAGAAGCGAGACACGGGAAAAAUUUAUGCGAUGAAGACUUUACUCAAGUCUGAAAUGUUCAAAAAAGAUCAAUUAGCGCAUGUGAAGGCUGAGAGAGACGUUCUGGCUGAUUCUGAUUCCCCAUGGGUGGUCAAUUUGUUCUACUCUUUCCAGGACGCUGUAUAUCUGUACUUGAUCAUGGAGUUCUUGCCCGGCGGUGAUUUGAUGACUAUGCUCAUUAAAUACGAAAUAUUUAGCGAGGAUAUUACAAGAUUUUAUAUGGCUCAAUGUGUUCUGGCGAUUGAGGCUGUUCACAAACUUGGCUUUAUUCAUCGGUAUGUCUUUUUUUCAUAGCCAUAGAGUUCUUGCACUUACUUUCUUAGUGAUAUCAAACCGGAUAAUAUUCUCAUUGACAAAGAUGGGCAUAUAAAGCUGUCGGAUUUUGGCCUUUCAACUGGUUUUCAUAAGACCCAUGACCAAAAGUACUAUCAACGUUUGUUGGAAGGAAGUUCCAAUACUCCCGAGACUUCAAACAACCGUGCCCGCAACUCCGUCAUGGUCGAUGCUAUUCACCUUACCGUCUCAAAUCGCAAUCAGAUCAAUACUUGGAGGAAAUCUCGUAGACUUAUGGCGUACUCCACAGUUGGAACCCCCGAUUACAUUGCACCAGAAAUUUUCCUUAACAAAGGGUACGGCCAAGAAUGUGAUUGGUGGAGCUUGGGAACAAUUAUGUUUGAAUGUUUGGUUGGAUGGCCACCCUUUUGUGCCGAGGACGCCCACGAGACUUAUAGGAAAAUUGUCAACUGGCAGUCCCAACUUUACUUUCCAGAAGAGAUCAUCCUCAGCCCGGAGGCGGAGGAUUUAAUCAGAGGGCUGAUUACCUCGGCGGAUAAGAGAUUGGGAAAGCGCGGUGCAGACGAGAUUAAGGCACAUCCCUUUUUCAAUGGCGUGAAUUGGGACAGCUUAAGGUCGAUUGAGGCACCAUUUAAGCCCAAUUUGUCGUCCAUUACCGACACGUCGUAAGUCUUAUUCUUAUUCUUGACUUCUAAAAAUUGUCAAGGAUUUAGGCAGAGUGCUAAUACUACCCCUCAAUAGCUAUUUCCCGACUGAGGAGUUAGAGAAUGUACCAACCGCCCCUGCGCUUGCGGCUGUCAUGGCUGAGGGAAGUUCACAGCCAUUGGCAAUUGGGGAGGAGACUGGUUUGCCAUUCAUCGGUUACACUUACAAGAGAUUGUAUACCAUCCAUCUCCCUGUAUAUCCAUCCUUCUCUGUGAUUCUAACUUGCGUCUAGCGAACAUCUCAGGAAGAGCGGUGGCCUCUAACCUUCAGAUUGCUUGCCCUUUUCGAAUAUUUAAUUCAUCCUCAACUCCUUACCCAUGUGCUCUAUUCAUGCAUGCAUCCUUUCUAAGACAGCUCCUUACACCCAAUUACCAUAUUUUUCUUUUCUUUUUCUAUCCUAAAAUUCUUUCGAGCUUCUAGUCCAUGUUUUCCAUAGUUUGGACUUUUCAUGCUUGUAUGGUUUAUGAUGGUUACUACCUUAUAAUGUUGGUAGGCAGAGCCCAAACGAGAGCUUGUGGUGAAUAACGGUAUCUUGCAUUGGGAUAUUUCCUGACCCUAGUUCCCCCCCCCCUUUUUUUUUUCUUAAGAGAAAGGAAAGAAAAGUGGGUGAUGGUGGUGGUGAGAUAUAGGUAGGUGCUGCUCGAUGGGAUUUCCGAAAUGAAAAAGGAUAAAAAAAAAAAAAAGACUGGUGUUUAAGUGGCUAUACUAAGAGAAGGAAAACACGGUGUUAUCUGUUGGACCACAAAUGGCCAGGUGUUGGAUGGUUCUGUUGUGUAGAGUUCAGUGAGAUAUAGUCUUACGGUAACUGAGACGUUGCUUUACCAGAGCCGUCGUUGUUUCCCGGGAGCGUGUGUGCUGUUACUUGUAUAUCUUGUAUAUCGUCAUUAAUUAGGUUGGUUUAUAGAGAUCUUCCUCUACCGUGAGACCGCCCGCGAGUUUAUAACCUAUGGAGGCACUCCUUAAACUAUGGCGAGCGAAAUUAGAUAUAGCAUGGAGUACAUUCCUUGUGCGGAGGUCCAAGUGGGACGUUCUCUUGGCUCAUUUUCUUUCCUGUGCUAUCAAUCAUUUCCGAAGAUAAAAGCAAGCGAGUUGGUUCUUCCAUAUGAUUCACUAUUCACCCUGCAGAGG